GGCUGAGCUCACGUGCACAGACUCGUCUCUGCCAUGUUGCUGCCUGACUGCUUCACUCAAGGACACUCCAUCUUCAACACACACAGAGCGGAAUGCAGGGAUCACUGCUCCUACUCACCACUCUAUUAGGCUAAUAAUAGCAUAAUAAUAUUUAAUCCGUAAUUGAACAAAGGGACUACACAAAAACCACAUAGGCUUACUGCACUUAAUUGUUCAAGUGUAUACCCUGCAUCUAUAGACAUUAUAGGUUGAAAGGUGAAAAAACAGCAUAGACAAACAUUGUAUUCAUAUUAUUAUAAGCCUUACAUAAGUAUUCAGACCCUUUGCAAUGAGACUUGAAAUUGGUGCAUCCUGUUUCCAUUGAUCAUCCUUGAGAUGUUUCUACAACUUGAUUGGAGUCCACCUGUGGUAAAUUUAAUUGAUUGAACAUGAUUUGGAAGGCACACAAUGUCUGUAUAAGGUCCCACAGUUGACAGUGCAUGUCAGAGCAAAAACCAAGCCAUUAAUUGGAAUGUAUUGUGUGUAGAGCUCCGGCCAGCCAAACUGAGUAAUCGGGGGGAAGGGCCUUGGUCAGGGAGGUGACCAAGAACCCGAUGGUCACUCUGACAGAGCUCCAGAGUUCCUCUGUGGAGAUGGGAGAACCUUCCAGAAGGAAAAACAUCUCUGCAGCACUCCACCAUUCAGGCCUUAUGGUAGAGUGUCCAGGCGGAAGCCACUACUCAGUAAAAGGCACAUGACAGCCCGCUUGGAGUUUGCUAGAAGGAACUUAAAGACUCUCAGAUCACGAGAAACAAGGUUCUCUGGCUUUGGCCUGAAUGCCAAGUGUUACACCUGGAGGAAACCUGGCACCGCUCAGCACCUGACUAAUACCAUCCCUACGGUGAAGCCUAGUGGUGGCAGUAUCAUGCUGUGGGGAUGUUUUUCAGUGGUCAGGACUGAGAGUCUAGUCAGGGUUGAGGGGAAGACGAAUGGAGCAAAGUACAGAGAGAUCCUUGAUGAAAACCUGCUCCAGAGCGCUCAGGACCUCUGUCUGGGGCGAAGGUUCACCCCCCAACAGGACAACAACUCUAUGCACAUAGCCAAGACAAGGCAGGAGUGGCUUCGGGAUAAGUCAUUGAAUUUCCUUGAGUGGCCCUGCCAGAGCUCAAACUUGAACCCAAUCAAACAUCGCUGGAGAGACCUGAAAAUAGCUGUGCAGUGACGCACAGCUAUUUCACCAAGCAAAAACAAAGCAAAAAACUGUUUUUUUCCCAUUAUGGGGUAUUGUGUGUAAAUUGAUGAGGGAAAAAACAAUUUAAUCAAUUUUAAAAUUAGGCUGUAAUGUAACAAAAUGUGGAAAAAGUCAAGGGGUCUGAAUACUUUCCGAAUGCACUGCAUAUGUCCAGCCACCAACUGUGCAAGUUCUCCCACUUAAAAAGAUGAGAGGCCUGUAAUUUUCAUCAUAGGUACACUUCAACCAUGACAGACAACUAUUUCUCCGGCCUCCAUUGAUUUAGUCACCCUAAUUCUGACCAUCAUACAUGCAUAAAAACUCCAAUAACUUUAUUAUCUACACAAUUAAUUCAUUAUUUUACCCAUUCGUCAAAAGAUGCGUUUGGUUGCUGGAUGAGGCUUACGAUAUAAGAGAAGCACAGAGAGGCCAGAAAUAGCCAGACUUAAAAAUAGGGUUAAGAAACCGAAGUUGGGUUUUGGAGAAACGGCAUCAGUGUGUACAGCGGAAGAAGGCACGGCAAAAGAGUGGUGAACGCAUAAACGUGGUCAUGGAAAACGAGGAAGAAGGAGAACAGCCAAAUGCAGUGGGAAGAUGUGUGUUGGGGAAGAAUGGCGCCAAGUAAAAAACGUAUUCUGCUGUCGCUGAUGGCUCAGAAAUGGAACCUGACAAGAGUGAGGAUGAAUUACCUGUGGUGGCAAGUGUUGUGACGACCUCCAAAUCCGAGCCUGAUGGUCAUGCAAAGGGGUAAUGCAUCAGUAGAGAGCCUCCAGCCCGACCCUCCCUCUCUUCAUACCGAGACCCCUCAUCCAGACUGAGACUGUCUCCAGCACCAACACACCACUCCCCUCACCCCACCCUUGCCCCGCCCCACCCAGACAUGGCUGCUUCUAAGGGUGGCUACGAGGGCAAGAUCGCCGGCCUCUACGACCUGGAUCGCACUCUGGGGAAAGGCCACUUCGCCGUGGUCAAGCUGGCCCGCCACGUCUUCACAGGCCAGCUGGUGGCGGUCAAGGUGAUUGACAAGACCAAGUUGGACACCAUGGCAACGGGUCACCUGCUGCAGGAGGUGCGCUGUAUGAAGCUGGUGCAGCACCCCAACGUGGUGCGGCUCUAUGAGGUCAUCGACACCGCCACCAAGCUCUACCUCAUCCUGGAGCUGGGCGAUGGAGGGGACAUGUAUGACUACAUCCUGCGCCACGAGGGUGGAGUGGCCGAGGACACGGCUAAAGUUCACUUCGCCCAGAUCGUCCAGUCCAUCUCCUACUGCCACCGGCUCCAUGUGGUGCACCGAGACCUCAAGCCAGAGAAUGUGGUGUUCUUCAGGCAGCAGGGUACAGUCAAGCUGACCGACUUCGGCUUCAGCAACCUCUUCAAGCCCGGGACCAUGCUGAUGACCAGCUGUGGUUCGCUGGCUUACUCCGCCCCAGAGAUCCUGCUGGGGGAUGAGUAUGACGCUCCGGCUGUAGAUAUUUGGUCACUGGGGGUGAUCCUCUUCAUGCUGGUGUGUGGACAGCCGCCAUUCCAGGAGACCAAUGACAGUGAGACACUCACCAUGAUUAUGGACUGUCGCUACACCGUCCCCACCCAUGUCUCCGCAGACUGUAAAGAUUUGAUCUCCCGUAUGCUGCAGAGGGACCCGUCUAGUCGUACCUCCCUGGAGGAGAUCGAGAACCACCCCUGGCUGCAGGGGGUCAACCCCUCCCCCACAGGGCACAGUGCCGCCCCCCUCACCUCCCACCGCAGCCUGUCCCAGGAGGAACACGAGAUCAUCCUCCACGCCAUGACCAGCGGCAACAUCGCUGACCGCGAUGCCAUCCAACAGGCUCUAGAAGCGGAUCAAUACAACCACAUCACAGCCACGUAUUACCUGCUGGGGGAGCGCAUCCUGAGAGACAAGCAGGAGCAGCCCAGCGAUAUCCCAAAAGUCGACAGUUCGUGGGCUGAACCAUCACAACUCCAGAGGCCGCGGUCUGAGCCCCUGGAUCUGGAGCAGAGGGGGCUCCAUGGCCUGCUGGCUGGCUGUCCCCGCCGAGGGGUGUCUGAUGCUGUGGACUUCCUGACCCACAGGCCACUGCUGCUUCAGCCACAGCCAAGUCGCACAGAGAGCCCCUUCCCUGAGUACAGCACAGAGCCCUACCUGGGGCUCACCCUGCGCCCUUCACCCCCUGACGAACCUCCACAGAUCAAGAGCCUGGGAGCCCUGCAGCUCAUCUGUGAAGAGGAAGAAGAGGAGGAAGAUGAGGCGGAAGAGACAGGAAAACCACUUGUUGGACUUCAUAAUAUUCAAACACUGCCUCAUAUAAUAGGCUUGGUAUCAACCUCUGUGUCUACAGAACAGUCUAGUCCCAUGCUCACAGCUCCAGAGGCUCCACAGAGCCCAGUCAGAGUAGUCCCAGCUCAGGGAGAGGAAACAGGCCUGUUGGCCACCUCAGUGGAGGAGGCACUGGAGACAGAGGGAGGGGAGUGGGACAGGGAGCUGCAGGCCAGGGUUUCUAGCCACAGCAGAGAGAUGGAGCCUGACCAGCUGGCAGCCAUACAGGAACAAGAACAGGGUACGAUGGAGUCAGGGGAGAAGCCCAUGGAGGAAGGAGACAUGUCAUGUGACCAACUGAGGCUAGGUAGUCAUUUGACUUCAGACCAGCCAAUCAAUGGUAGUUCGAUCAGCCCUAAAGCUCACCCUCCAUACCUGCCUCGCCUCGGGGGGGUGCAGUGUUGUUGUGGGCAACAGGAAACUCCCAGCCCAGACAUCAUAGAAGGGGAAGAUGCUAUUCUUAAAAACAACAACACCACAGAGUCCAAGCCUAAGCUCCUGGUGCAGGGUGGGGGGUCCACCCCAGGCGCCUCACCCCGCUUUCUGCCCCAUAACCACUGUGUGGACCUGGGCCCCGACGGGGUGGAGACGACCCGCAAGGUGAGAGGGCCUGGUGGGGAGUCUGAAGGGGACACUCCGGAGGAGCUUCAAUUAGAGAGAUCCCACAAUGCACCACAGGGUCGCCUUGGGCCCAGGGAGACGGGGACCGACCCUACGUUCAGACUGGAUCCUGGAAAGGGGAAGAACGUGAACCUGAGAGACCGCCUGCUGCAGUUCCCUCUCUGUGAGAAGGCCCUGUCCUUCAACAUCCAGCCCACCUCCAAGGAGAAACUUCUGCCCUUCGCCCAGUACAACUGCUGCCAUGUACUGUAGGCAGGGCCACCU
Messenger RNA from Oncorhynchus keta (chum salmon), 4409 nucleotides. Its product is annotated as SNF-related serine/threonine-protein kinase-like. NCBI's taxonomy places the organism in Eukaryota, Metazoa, Chordata, Actinopteri, Salmoniformes, Salmonidae. The coding region runs from base 2091 to 4397 and encodes 768 amino acids. Gene Ontology annotation, molecular function: ATP binding; protein serine/threonine kinase activity; tau-protein kinase activity. The transcript has 6 exons. Gene Ontology annotation, biological process: microtubule cytoskeleton organization; protein phosphorylation; intracellular signal transduction. The record is from RefSeq and is a predicted model, not a curated record. Gene Ontology annotation, cellular component: cytoplasm.